Messenger RNA from Anolis carolinensis (green anole), 1788 nucleotides. RefSeq names its product zinc finger protein 821 (gene znf821). The record is from RefSeq and is a predicted model, not a curated record. Gene Ontology annotation, molecular function: DNA-binding transcription factor activity, RNA polymerase II-specific; RNA polymerase II transcription regulatory region sequence-specific DNA binding. The transcript is spliced from 6 exons. The coding region runs from base 318 to 1604 and encodes 428 amino acids. NCBI's taxonomy places the organism in Eukaryota, Metazoa, Chordata, Lepidosauria, Squamata, Anolidae. Gene Ontology annotation, biological process: regulation of transcription by RNA polymerase II. Gene Ontology annotation, cellular component: nucleus.
CGUCAACUUCCGGGAGCGGUGCUCCGCUCUGUGCGGCCCGUGCGGCGCCUGGGCUGGCGCAGGAGGGUUCCGCCCUGGCUGCGCGGCCGGGAGGGAGGGGCUGGAGAUCCCUCCCGGGCCGGGGACCGCGGAAGGCGCCUCGCUGGGCCCCCGAGCCUGUUCUGCGCCGCGCCGAACCCGACGGCGCCAUCUUCCCUCCCUCUUCCCAUCCCUUCAUCCCUCCCCGUUUGGCCCUUUGUCUUCCGGGGCGGCGCCUUCUUCGCCGAGGGGGGCCUUGACACCGCCGUGGCUCUGGGGCGCCCCUUCGGGGGGGAGCCAUGUCCCGGAGGAAACAGACCACCCCCAACAAAGUGCCCUGGGAGCAGGUCUUUGCCGGCCUGGAGGAGCACACCUGGCAGGCGGUGAUGAUGAAGCGCGACCUGAGGGGGCUCCUCCUCCGGGGCCAAGCGCCCCCCGCCCCGCCCCUCACCGGACCCCAGAGGGACCCCAGCAGCGCCAGCAGCGGCACCGCGAGUGGAAGUGACAGUGAAGAGGAGGAGGAGGAGACCCCACAGGAGGAGGAAGAGGAGGAGGAAGAAUCCCACCAGGAAGACGCAGCCGGCCCCACGGAGGCCAUGAAGAGGGAGUUGCCGUCCGCGGAGCAGCUGGGGCUCCACAAGCAGGUGGGCUUCGGCACCAGCCAGGACUCACUGCUGAGCAUCUCCCGGUGCCCCCUUUGCCAGAUGGAGUGCGGAAGCCGGGAGCAGCUAGUCAGCCACGUCUAUCAGCAUACAGCGGCCGCAGUGAGUGCCAAGAGUUACCUCUGCCCUGUCUGUGGCCGGGCACUGAGCUCCCCGGGCUCCUUGGGCCGGCACCUCCUCAUCCACUCUGAAGACCAGCUCUCCAACUGUGCAGUCUGUGGGGCCCGCUUCACCAGCCACGCCACCUUCAACAGUGAGAAGGUGCCAGAAGUGCUGUGUGGAGAUGCCCUGCCCAUCCCACUUCCCGAGGGCUCCUCCGAGGCCCAGGAGAAGGCCCCUACCGGAGAUCCUGCUGCCCCAGGCCCAGCGGUCUUCCCCGCAGGCCUCCUCCUGGUCUGCAACAGCUGUGUGGCCUACCGGAAGCUGCUGGAGGCCCAGUCCCCCGGAGUGCGCAAGUGGGCCGUGCGGCGGCAGAAUGAGCCCAUGGAGGCCCGGCUGCAGCGCCUGGAGCGGGAGCGGACAGCCAAGAAGAGCCGGCGGGACAGCGAGACACCCGAGGAACGGGAGGUGCGACGCAUGCGGGACCGGGAGGCCAAGCGGAUGCAGCGUCUGCAGGAGACAGACGAACAGCGAGCGCGCCGGCUGCAGCGGGACCGUGAAGCCAUGCGCCUCAAGCGCGCCAACGAGACCCCCGAGAAGCGGCAGGCCCGGCUCAUCCGGGAGCGCGAGGCCAAGCGGCUGAAGCGGCGACUGGAGAAGAUGGACAUGAUGCUGCGGGCUCAGUUUGGCCAGGACCCCUCAGCCAUGGCUGCUCUGGCCGCAGAGAUGAACUUCUUCCCACUUCCCGUGGGCGGCAUGGAGCUGGAUGGCCAACUCCUGGGCAAGAUGGCCUUCGAAGAGCCAAGCGCCAGCGCUCUGCACUAAAACCCUCCAAAAGCCCCGGACCGUUGCAGGGGGCCCUUUACAUUGGAGCUGCAACCUUUUGUUGAGGAGGGAGGGCGCUGGGGUGGGAGGGGCACUGCGGCCUGUGAAUUGGGAGCAGACCACAGCCCAGGUGGGACUGGGGUUGCAGCCGAGAUAAUAAAUUAAUUAUACUUGCUCUGGUCAA